This is a messenger RNA of Belonocnema kinseyi, 1138 nucleotides long. It is a transcript of the gene Tpx-3, whose product is annotated as peroxiredoxin-like. Gene Ontology annotation, molecular function: thioredoxin peroxidase activity. NCBI's taxonomy places the organism in Eukaryota, Metazoa, Arthropoda, Insecta, Hymenoptera, Cynipidae. Gene Ontology annotation, cellular component: cytosol; mitochondrion. Gene Ontology annotation, biological process: hydrogen peroxide catabolic process; cell redox homeostasis; response to oxidative stress. The transcript has 3 exons. The record is from RefSeq and is a predicted model, not a curated record. Bases 261 to 989 code for a protein of 242 amino acids.
CUUUCAACUCAGUUGAUGCUGGGUUGGUGAAGGUAGGAUAUUUUUGUACAUAACCUCUCAUGUGCUGCAUCGAACGUAUUGCAAACGUGAAAUUUAAACACAUUCCAGUAAAUAAAUACAUGUGUUUAUUAUCGUUAUUGGCAGUGAAACCUGGGAAGAAACUCUUCUUAAAUUUUUGUUAUUAAUCUAUAAUUAUAGCAUAUUUGUAUGCAUUUUGUAAAGAAACAUUUGGCAGCCGUUUUUUAAAGAGGAAAGUUGCAAUGUCUCGAUUCUUAGCAAGUUUUUGUCCCCAAGCUAAGCAGUUUGUAUCUGCACUGACCUCAAGCGCCAUAAAAUUUAAUAACCCCACACGUCUGGAAAGUGUGCGUCACUUUGGAGUCACGUCUCAACUAUUUUCAUGUUUUCCGCAAAUUCAAAAACCCGCACCUGAUUUUUCAGGAACGGCUGUUGUUAACGGUGACUUCAAAACUAUAAAGCUCAGUGAUUACAAAGGAAAAUAUGUAGUCCUCUUCUUCUACCCUCUAGAUUUUACUUUUGUCUGCCCAACGGAACUUAUAGCUUUCGCGGAAAAGGUAAAUGAUUUUAAUUCCCUGAACACUCAGCUCAUUGGAGUUUCAACCGAUUCGCACUUUAGCCACUUGGCAUGGAUCAACACUCCGAAAAAGCUGGGUGGACUUGGAGGGGAUUUAGGAUAUCCACUCUUGAGUGACUUCAAUAAAAAAGUAUCGACAGCUUACAAUGUUCUUGUGGAGGAUGCUGGAGUUGCUCUCCGAGGGCUCUUCAUAAUUGAUAAGGAGGGAAUUUUACGACAGCUAAGUGUUAAUGAUCUGCCUGUUGGACGAAGCGUUGAUGAAACGUUGAGACUGAUUAAAGCUUUCCAGUUCUUUGAGAAGAAUGGAGAAGUUUGCCCUGCAAACUGGCAACCAGAUUCAAAGACGAUCAAACCCACUCCUAAAGGGAGUAAGCAGUACUUUGAAUCUGUAAAUUAAGGAAAAAUUAAAUCUCAAUAUUGUAUCACUCUAUAGUGUAAUUUCACUGGAUGGAAUGAUUUUCGAUAAUAUUAUAUACAAUAUGGUGUUAAAGGGAAUAACACUGUUGUGAAAAGCAUUUAUGUACAUAGAUUUCUUACAAGAAUUAA